Molecule: messenger RNA, 1110 nt
Organism: Cucurbitaria berberidis CBS 394.84
Lineage: Eukaryota; Fungi; Ascomycota; Dothideomycetes; Pleosporales; Cucurbitariaceae
Product: acyl-CoA dehydrogenase family member 11
Exons: 4
Coding region: 1-1110 (369 amino acids)
Source: RefSeq, a predicted model, not a curated record
AUGGCCGGCACCGUACGACAACCUAUUGACAUCGCCUCGCUGGAGCGCUACAUUACUGCCAAUGUGCCUGAGAUUUCCGUACCACUCGAUGUUAAACAGUUUGGAUAUGGACAGUCGAAUCCAACAUAUCAAUUGACAGACCAAAAUGGCAAAAAGUAUGUUAUGCGGAAGAAGCCCCCAGGGCAACUUCUGUCAAAGACAGCACACAAAGUCGACCGCGAAUACCGAAUCAUCCACGCGCUAGAGAAGACAGACGUCCCAGUUCCCCGAGCACUAUGUCUCUGCCAGGACGAGAAGGUCAUCGGUACCGACUUCUACAUCAUGGACUUUCUCGAUGGGCGCAUCUUCGAGGAUCCCGCGAUACCAGACGUGACGGCUGAAGAGCGAUCGAAGAUGUGGCGCUCCGCAAUAACAACCCUUGCUAAAUUCCACCGCGUCGUCCCAAAGGACGUAAAACUCGAAUCUUACGGCAAGAGCUCGGGCUUCUACAACCGUCAAAUCGCAACCUUCAACACCAUCUCACAAUCACAAGCUUCCGCAAAGGACAAGGAGACUGGAGAAGUAGUCGGCAAGAUCCCGCAUCAAGACGACAUAGUAGCCUUCUUCAGCGACGCAAGAACACAGCCCAAAGACCGCGCAACCUUUGUACAUGGAGACUACAAGAUCGAUAAUGUUGUGUUUCACAAGACAGAGCCGAGGGUUAUUGGCAUCCUCGACUGGGAAAUGAGCACAAUCGGCCACCCCCUCUCCGACCUCAACAACCUCCUUGCGCCCUUCGUCACCGCCUCUUCCCAAAAGGCUCUUGCCAUCGGACGCGCGCAUCAGGGUUUCCAACUCAAUGCUACACCGGGCCUACCCUCGCGUGAUCAACUGAUAGAGUGGUACUCGGAGGUAGCCGGCUGGGAUCCCAGACCGGACUUCACCUGGGGAGAUGCUUUUAGUACGUAUAGGAGCGCGAUCAUCAUGCAGGGUAUUGCAGCGCGGUAUGCGUUGAGACAGGCGAGUAGUGCACAGGCGCAAACCUAUGGACAGAUGAUGAAGCCGUAUGCCGAGAUUGCAUGGGAUUUGGUGCAAGAGUACAAGAAGGGGCAUGAGAAAGCCAAGUUAUAG